Botrytis deweyae is the source of this 279-nucleotide messenger RNA. RefSeq lists its product as uncharacterized. Lineage: Eukaryota; Fungi; Ascomycota; Leotiomycetes; Helotiales; Sclerotiniaceae. The coding region runs from base 1 to 279 and encodes 92 amino acids. The record is from RefSeq and is a predicted model, not a curated record. The transcript has a single exon.
AUGUCUGGAGUAGGCGCAUCGGGCGGUAACGUUCCCACGCUUGUUGUUCAUUUUGAAGUAAAGACGGAGAACCAGAUUGUAUCGAGAAUACUGAGACUAGAAUCGUCGAGUUUGUUGGUCGAAAUGGCGUUGCUUGAUCUGCUUUGGGUUGGACUCUGCUCUUUAGAACUCCUAACCGGUCGCAACAAGGCGAAAUUGAAGGAAGAUCUUGGCAUCAUUUCUGUGCCAAGAAGGGCGAUUUGGUCAGAUUUAGAAGGCCCAGCAUUCAAAAGAAUGUGA